Molecule: messenger RNA, 1272 nt
Organism: Vidua macroura (Pin-tailed whydah)
Lineage: Eukaryota; Metazoa; Chordata; Aves; Passeriformes; Viduidae
Gene: BUD23
Product: BUD23 rRNA methyltransferase and ribosome maturation factor
Exons: 12
Coding region: 100-945 (281 amino acids)
Biological process (GO): rRNA (guanine-N7)-methylation
Cellular component (GO): nucleolus
Molecular function (GO): rRNA (guanine) methyltransferase activity
Source: RefSeq, a predicted model, not a curated record
CCUCAGCGCCCGCCCGCCCUGCUGCGCGCCGCGCCGCGCCAAAGUGACGCAACGGACACUCGGCCGGGUCGCCGGGCAGUGACGUCACGCAGGCGCAGCAUGGCGGGCAGCGGCCGCCGGCCCGAGCACCGCGGGCCGCCCGAGCUGUUCUACGAUGAGGCCGAGGCGCGGAAGUACACGCAGAACUCCCGCAUGGUGGAGAUCCAGUCACAGAUGUCGGAGCGCGCCGUGGAGCUGCUGGGGCUGCCCGAGGACCGUGCGUGCCUCCUCCUGGACGUGGGCUGCGGCUCAGGGCUGAGUGGGGAUUACAUCUCUGAGGAGGGUCACUACUGGAUUGGCAUGGACAUCAGCCCUGCCAUGCUGGAUGUGGCCCUGGAGAGGGAGGUGGAAGGAGACCUUCUCCUGGCAGAUGUGGGUCAUGGCAUUCCCUUCAGGCCUGGCAUGUUUGAUGGCUGUAUCAGUAUUUCUGCAGUGCAGUGGCUCUGUAAUGCUGACAAGAAGUCACACAGCCCCCCCAAACGCCUCUACAGAUUCUUCUCCACUCUUUACACUGCCCUGGCCCGAGGAUCCCGAGCUGUGCUGCAGUUGUACCCUGAGAGCUCAGAGCAGCUGGAGCUCAUCACAGCCCAAGCCAUGAGAGCUGGAUUUACAGGGGGAAUGGUGGUGGAUUACCCCAACAGUGCCAAAGCCAAGAAGUUCUUCCUCUGUCUCUUUGUUGGGACAUCUGGCACAUUACCAAAGGGCCUUGGUACCGAAUGUGCCAGUGAAGAGCUGCACCAGGCAAAGUUCACCAAUGAGAGGACACGGUUCAGAAAUGCCAAGGGCAAGUCUGUGAAGAAAAGCCGGGACUGGAUCCUGGAGAAGAAGGAGCGUAGGCGACGCCAGGGCAAGGAGGUGCGAGCAGACACAAAAUACACGGGGCGGAAGCGCCGUCCUCGCUUCUGAACUGCUCUGGACACUGCUGGCACGCAAGGUGGCAUGUGGGUGUCUCCAGAGAGCCUCCUGUGGAUGGCACAGAUGGCAUCCCAUGCCUGGGGACUUGCUGGGACUGCUCAUUGUGGCUCUUAAAGGUACAAACUGGCUCAGGUACUGCCAAACAGCAAAGCUUCCAGGCCUGUUUCCCUGGUGAAGGUGCAGACAGUGCUCUGGCACUGCUGCUGGGCAGUGCUCUACAGUGCCAUCACUUAUCUUCCCGAGUGUAGUGAGCCAGCUGAGCUCCAGGUAAGCCAGGAUGUGAUAUCCAGUUCCUCACUAAAGAGUCAAAGAGUUGAA